UCAAUAUGUUAGCAAUCUAGCGACCGUCACCGAGAGCGCUAACCUCAAAGCCGACUACAACAAUCAUGUUUGAUCAUACCAGUAAUUACUGGUUAUAAUUAGGUGCAGUAAAAACACAAAAAUGGAACAUUACAAGUCUCGAAACAACGAUUUUUACCAUUUCACUAACCCUCACGAUGACCGCAGUGAAUUAGACGAUGACGAUGAUUAUGAACACAAUUACGAUCAUGAUAACUCCGAUGAUGAUCGUAGUUUUGGUUUUAAUCUCCAUCCGCAGUAUAUCAAUCCUAUAUUCUCGGAAAUUGAUAUACAGACAUAUGGCGUGGUGAAUGAAAAUGAUGUAUCAGUAGAGGAAGUUGGGGGUUUUGAUAAUCAGGCGGCUUUGGUGUUUCACUUAGAUGAUCGAAUGAAGAGCCUUGCUGAUAAACUUCAACACGCGAUUGACGAUAUCGGCACGCGAGUGUCUCGUCUUGAUGACGAAGCUAGUAAGAUUGAUAAGUGUGUGGAGGAUGCGAAGAAUUAUGAGGAGAUGUAUCACGGGACGACGUACACGAAGCUGAGACGGGUGCAGAGUAUUUUACAAGAGGUGCAAGAUGGUGUUCUAUAUUUGAGAGACCAACAUGAAAUAGCUGAAACACAACUUCAGCUUGCUAAACUUAGAAUUUCAAAGAUGGACAACAAUUUUGCUGCUCAAACAAACCCGCAGCAGUAGCAACCUUUGCCUGCUUCACAUUCAACUUCCCAUAUACCACUCACCCCAUUUAUCAACCAACUACCAUUAAACGGAGGGACUCUUUCACAACCUGUUUCAUAUCUUCCAUCAGUUUCUCAAUCUCCUACAACCAAUGCUCAGCAACACGUCAUUCCUCCAAAUCAGCAAUUCUGUGCACCUCAAAAAAGCAAAGUAGACCAUCAGUUUUCACAUUAUAUACAAUCAUGCCAAGGUGUAGUUGGUCGUCAAGGUCAUCCUUUCGUGAACAAUCCUUCUCCAAAAACAGUGAAUGUACCAUCUUAUGAUACGGCAUCUAUUAGUUUGCCCCAGUUGAUGCAUGUCGAAUCCCCCAGAAACUACAAAUCUGAGUUUCACGCUAAGUAUAUGCCUGAAUUUGCCAAGUUUUCCGACACUCACACUCAUGGAGGACUGCCAUCUUCAUAUGAAACCUCAUAUGUGAAAUGUGUUGAGAGUUCUUUUCUUUCCCAUGAAGAGAAUCAUAGAAGUAAUCACACGCAUAUCCCUGUAAUUCAACCCUUGCCUCAUGCAUUGCCAACUGCAGUUUAUUUGGAAGAAGGAUCAUGUUCUGAAGAAAAUGGUAGUGCAUUUCCUAUCGACGAUAUAGUUGACAAGGUUACAGCAAUGGGUUUCAGGAGGGAUCUUGUAAGAGCUUGUGUGAAGAAAUUGACAGUGGACGGGGCCGCGGUGGAUCUCAAUGCCGUUCUUGAUGGGAUGAUGAAGAACAAAAUGAUAUGAUCCGAUAUAAAUAGCCUGUAAUUAAUGUAAUGUUUGUAUAAAUCAGUUUAUAGUUCCCCGCCAUUUGUGAAUAUACUUCAUUUGCUUAUUGGCUCUUUGACUGUACAUAUAAUUGUAUAUCUGGUUGAAAUAUUCUUGAUAAAAAGAUCCAGAAUCACAUAUAUUGCAA
Messenger RNA from Erigeron canadensis, 1637 nucleotides. RefSeq lists its product as uncharacterized. Bases 122 to 712 code for a protein of 196 amino acids. The transcript is spliced from 3 exons. Lineage: Eukaryota; Viridiplantae; Streptophyta; Magnoliopsida; Asterales; Asteraceae. The record is from RefSeq and is a predicted model, not a curated record.